AUGGCCGAGGAGGGUUACAAGGUGAGUUUGCACAUGUAUGAUUUAAGUGAAGGCUUAGCUCGUCAACUCUCCAUGUCGUUUUUAAAGAAAGCCAUUGAAGGCAUAUGUGAAGUCGCACAGUUUCUGGUGGGUCUCUCCAUACCAUAUUGCAUCCUCAAUCUCCCUAACGCACUACAAGUGAUAAGACCUUCCAAGUCUGAGCAACUAUUUGGAAUGGAGUGGCUUAGGUGUUGCUUGAUAGUGGGAGCACCUACGAUUUCAUUGUUGCUAAAGUUGCAGAAGAUCUCCAAAUUCAAUUGCGACAUCAGCCAGGUUUGUGCGUUGCAUUACCUGAUGGUGGCAAAAUGGCGAGCAACGGGAGAUAUGGAUUUCAAAGUUAAUAAUAGGCUAAUUAAAUGGCAUGGUGAAUCCUCGGAGCCAAUCGCACUAACUGCCCUAGGUGCAUCUGGAGAUUUGGCACCCGACUUCGAUGUCCUACUUGGUGUUGGAUAA
This is a messenger RNA of Lactuca saligna, 492 nucleotides long. NCBI's taxonomy places the organism in Eukaryota, Viridiplantae, Streptophyta, Magnoliopsida, Asterales, Asteraceae. The record is from the annotation of a GenBank genome assembly.